Labrus bergylta (ballan wrasse) is the source of this 1196-nucleotide messenger RNA. The record is from RefSeq and is a predicted model, not a curated record. Lineage: Eukaryota; Metazoa; Chordata; Actinopteri; Labriformes; Labridae.
GCCGUUACAUGUAAUCCGUUACUUCCCAACCCUGCCGACACCACAUGAAUGCACCAUAAAGCAUUCAAUUAUUUUACUUUAAUUUCAGGUAAAGGAACAUGGCCUCCGCUGGUUUUCUGCUCUUAACGCUCGCUGUCCUCAACAGUAUAGGAAGUUCACAGGGUUAUGCCUUUGUGGAAAUUCACUGCAAGACUCAAAACAUCGGACAGUAUGAGCAGGAGUCACGACUUGACUGUGUAAUCCACUACUCUGAAAGAGACGUAGUAGACGUAGAAGAUCCUGAAAUCAUGGUGGUAAUUUGGAGGAAAGAGGGGGUUGAAGAACCUGUACUUAAAUACAACCAUGGAAAACUAACAUCGUUGCCUGGAUAUUCAUUUGCUGAACCGUCCUGGAACAACAAGAACGUGAACGUAUCCCUGCUCAUUCACAAAACUGCUGUUAAGGACGAGGGAGUUUAUACAUGUUAUGUGUUCACAAACAGUGGUUUUAACAAGAACCAAACCAGACUGAGCGUCACAGCCAAAUACGGAGUGCCAACUAUUCAGCCUCAACCUCAGGACAUUGAUCUCAACACCGACGGUUCCCUGACAUGCAAGUCCACCGGCUACCCAAAAGGCCGACUCAGCUGGUUUGACAAAGACGAUAAUGCUUUGUUAGAGCAACCCGAGGUGGAGGUGCUGAAGACAGAGAAUGGUCUGUUUCUCCUCUCAAGCACGCUGAAAAUACAGGGAGGAUCCGCCUUCUCCCAGUACACCUGCAAAGUGUUCAACGCCAGAGGAGACGAAGAGGUGGAGAAAUCUUUCAACAGUGCAGGAAGUUCACAGAGUGAAGCCUUUGUGAAAAUUCACUGCAAGACUCAAAACAUCGGACAGUAUGAGCAGGAGUCACGACUUGACUGUGUAAUCCACUACCUUGAAGAGGUAGAAGAUCCUGAAAUCUUGGUGGUAAUUUGGAGUAGAGAGGGGGUUGAAGAACCCAUACUUAAAUAUGAAAAUGGAAAACUAACAUCGUUGCCUGGAUAUUUAUUUGCUGAACCGUCCUGGAACAACAAGAACGUGAACGUAUCCCUGCUCAUUCACAAAACUGCUGUUAAGGACGAGGGAGUUUAUACAUGUUAUGUGUUCACAGACAGUGGUUAUAACAUCAACCACACCAGACUGAACGUCACAGGUGAGCUCUAAGAUAAAACUUUGUCU